AAUCUGCACUUAUUAGCUGCUUAUUGUAACCAAUUCAAAGGGAAUCUUGCAAUUGGGUGAACCAUGGAUCUUGACCAUGGUAAAUGUUGGGCGAAUUCGAAGAAGGAUUCUUGGAGGACAACUUUGCUGUUGGCUUAUCAGAGUCUCGGUGUAGUCUAUGGAGACCUCAGCAUUUCUCCGCUUUACGUUUACAGGAGCACGUUUGCUGAAGAUAUCCAUCACUCGGAAACAAACGAAGAGAUUUUCGGGGUUCUUUCUUUUGUUUUCUGGACUUUAACUCUCGUCCCACUUUUCAAAUACGUGUUCAUAGUUCUCCGAGCUGAUGACAAUGGUGAAGGUGGUACGUUUGCACUGUAUUCAUCCAUUUGUCGUCAUGCUAAAGUAAGCCUGUUACCGAACCGUCAAAUUGCUGAUGAAUCGUUAUCUACAUAUAAGCUCGACCAAUCGCCAGUGAGAGAGAACAGUUCUAGAGUGAAAAUGUUGCUUGAAAAGUACAAAAUUUUGCAUACAGCUUUACUGAUCUUGGUUCUUCUCGGCACUUGUAUGGUAAUUGGAGACGGAUUACUUACUCCCGCUAUAUCUGUUUUUUCUGCAGUUUCUGGUCUUGAGUUAUCAAUGUCUAAAGAUCAUCAUCAAUAUGCGGUGAUUCCAAUUACUUGUUUCAUAUUAGUGUGCCUGUUUGCGUUACAACACUAUGGCACGCAUAGAGUUGGGUUCUUUUUCGCGCCCAUCGUGUUUCUGUGGCUGAUUUGCAUCAGUGCCCUUGGUGUAUACAACAUCAUUUACUGGAAUCCACAAGUUUAUCAAGCUCUUUCCCCUUAUUACAUGUUAAAAUUCUUCAAGAAGACCAAAAAACAAGGAUGGAUGUCUCUGGGAGGUAUUUUACUGUGCAUAACAGGCUCGGAAGCAAUGUUUGCCGAUCUUGGCCAUUUCUCGUAUGCUGCAAUACAGAUCGCUUUCACCUUUCUGGUUUAUCCGGCACUCAUACUUGCUUACAUGGGUCAAGCGGCUUACUUAUCAAGGCAUCACGAGAUUGAUGACCAAAUUGGUUAUUACGUCUCGGUACCAGAAACAUUGAGGUGGCCGGUGCUUGCUAUAGCCAUUCUUGCUUCGGUCGUAGGAAGCCAAGCAAUCAUCAGCGGAACAUUCUCGAUCAUAAACCAGAGUCUGUCACUUGGUUGUUUUCCGAGAGUCAAAGUCGUGCAUACCUCCGAUAAGAUUCAUGGUCAAAUCUACAUACCGGAGAUCAACUGGAUACUCAUGAUCCUAUGUAUUGCCGUCACCAUCGGUUUCAGAGACAUCAAACACUUGGGUAAUGCAUCAGGUUUGGCUGUAAUGGCUGUAAUGCUAGUGACCACUUGCCUCACAUCUCUAGUAAUCAUUCUCUGUUGGCGUAAACCGCCAAUUGUUGCACUCGUUUUCCUAUUUUUCUUUGGUUCGAUCGAGUUACUCUAUUUCUCAGCUUCCUUGGUCAAGUUUCGUGAAGGUGCGUGGCUUCCGAUCCUAUUAGCACUCUUUCUAGUUACCAUAAUGUUCGUUUGGCACUACGCCAGCAUCAAGAAAUACGAAUACGACCUUCACAAUAAGGUCUCGUUAGAAUGGCUACUAGCCUUGGGUCCGACUUUGGGCAUUUGUCGAGUCCCGGGGAUCGGGCUUGUGUUCACCGACCUAACCUCGGGCAUUCCGGCUAACUUCUCGCGGUUUGUAACCAACCUUCCUGCUUUUCACCGUAUCCUGGUGUUUGUCUGUGUGAAAUCGGUACCUGUCCCUUUUGUCCCCCCGGACGAAAGGUAUCUAGUGGGCCGUGUGGGUCCCUCCUCUCUUCGAGCUUAUAGGUGCAUUGUGCGUUACGGGUAUCGCGAUGUGCACCAGGACGUGGACUCGUUCGAGUCAGAUCUUGUUAAGAGACUUGCUGAUUUCAUCUACUACGAUUGGUGCCGACAGCAAAAGGCUAGUGAUGCAGGUAACGAGAGUCUUGCGUCAGGUUCAGACCGGUCCUCCGGCGAGCAUAGACUUGCGGUGAUAGGGGACACAGAAUUCUCGAGAACCGCUGGUUUUGAGGUGGAAGAAAACAUGCAACAGGUAAGCGUAUCGUUUGGGUUCCAAACAGUCGAGUCCCUAGGGGACAUUAUCGAGAUGAGUACACCUAAGGAGAGACGAGUUAGGUUCACCAUUGACGACCAUGACGAGCCUGAAAAACGAACCGAUGUGCAAAUGAGACAAGAACUCGAAGAUCUAUGGGGCGCUCAACAAAGUGGGACCGCGUUCAUACUCGGGCAUUCACACGUGAAAGCAAAACAAGGUUCGUCGGUUUUGAAGAGAUUAGCAAUUAAUUUCGGGUAUAAUUUCUUACGAAGAAAUUGCCGGGGACCCGAUGUCGCGCUCAAGGUUCCUCCGGCGUCUCUGUUGGAAGUUGGCAUGGUUUAUGUUGUAUAAACUUAGUUUUCUGUUCAUAAUAUGAAAGGAAUGGAGUUUCGAAAAUUA
This is a messenger RNA of Cynara cardunculus var. scolymus (artichoke), 2484 nucleotides long. Its product is annotated as potassium transporter 2-like. Gene Ontology annotation, biological process: potassium ion transmembrane transport. Lineage: Eukaryota; Viridiplantae; Streptophyta; Magnoliopsida; Asterales; Asteraceae. The coding region runs from base 64 to 2436 and encodes 790 amino acids. The transcript has 11 exons. Gene Ontology annotation, molecular function: potassium ion transmembrane transporter activity. Gene Ontology annotation, cellular component: plasma membrane. The record is from RefSeq and is a predicted model, not a curated record.